CCCCUGUAGGUGGCGGUAGUGUGUGACACAGCUCCCUUACUGUCAACAGACACAUUAGAGACGAAGAAGAAACUAGCUCCUCCAGGGUAGCUAAUGUUGAUAGGUGUAAACGUGAAGCCCAUCUGAUGUUACAGCCCAAGUUUUGUAAUAAAUUAUCUUACGCAGGCCCUGAUAGGAAUGUAUCGGCACAUGGCAAGGAGUGUGUGCAGUGGAGGAAGAGUGUGUCCUGUCUUUGUGCCUCCUUCCACCUCGUUGUCAUCAUGGACACUGAGGAACACAACAGAGGAGAGACACUACAGUCUAGCUGAGCAAGGCUGGCAGUGUCCAGUCCGCUGUAUGAGCUCUUCGGCCCGUAAGAGAAGAUCUCUGCCCAGUGCCUUCCCAGUGCUGAAACAACCUCUUCAACCCAUCCAACAACAUGUGUAUGAAGCUAACCUCCGAAACAGCAACGCCUGCCAUAAGAAGUUCAUGGAGUUGAGUGAAAAGGUAAGGAAAGGUGGAGGGGAGAACGCUAUAGCCAGACACACUCAGAGGAACAAGAAGUUGCUGGUCAGGGAUCGACUGAGCCUCCUUCUGGACGACGAGGACUUCCUUGAGCUGUCUCCGUUCGCUGGUCUGGGUCUUCCGUACGGGGACAUCCCUUCAGCCGGCUGCCUGACUGGCAUUGGUAGGAUCAACGGUCUGUGGUGUGUGUUUAUUGCCAACGAUGCCACAGUGAAAGGCGGCACAGCGUAUCCAAUCACAGUGAAGAAGCAGCUGCGUGCACAAGAAGUAGCCACUCAGAAUCGCCUGCCUUGUGUUUACCUCGUCGACUCUGGAGGAGCUUUUCUACCGCUACAGUCGGAGAUCUUUCCUGAUAAGAACCAGGGUGGAAGGACUUUCUAUAAUGAAGCCAUCAUGUCAGCCAUGAAGAUCCCACAGGUGUCGGUGGUGUGCGGUUCGUGCACAGCGGGUGGAGCUUACAUCCCCACUAUGGCAGAAGAGGCAGUGAUGGUGCACCGGAUAGGGACCAUAUUCCUGGGCGGGCCGCCGCUCGUUAAGGCCGCCACAGGGGAGGAAGUCACACCAGAAAACCUGGGAGGAGCCAGGCUUCAUGCAGAAGUGAGCGGCUGUGUGGACCAUUUUGCGUGGGAAGAAAAGGAGGCGUAUGAUUACACCAGAAACAUCAUUUCUACCCUCAACUUCCAGCUGCCAGAGGAAGAGGAGGAGGAUGAGGAGGUGAUGAAGAAGAGAAGAGCAGAGGAGGAGCCUCUGUAUGGUUCAGAGGAGCUUCUGGGGCUUGCUCCCAAAAGUUAUAACUACAGUCUGGAUGCAAAAAUGGUAGUCAGUCGGCUGACGGAUGGGAGCCGCUUCCAGGAGUUUAAAGCUCGAUAUGGGACCACACUUGUCACCGGCUUUGGAAAGUUACAUGGCCACCUGGUUGGAAUCGUAGCCAACAACGGAGAGAUGUCAAACGAGGCCGCUCUGAAAGGAAGCCAUUUCGUCCAGCUUUGUGAUCAGAGAGACGUCCCGCUCCUCUUCCUCCAGAACACAGCACCUUCAGCAGCUCUUACUCUCUCCACAGCACAGGCAGAAACCAACACGAACCGUCUGAAGGCUCAGGGUUCGAUGAUGUCAGCAGUGGCGUGUGCCUCCGUUCCUAAAAUCACUGUGGUGAUUGGUGGGUGUCAUGGUGCUGACAGCUAUGCCAUGUGUGGGCGGUCCUUCGACCCUAAUUUCCUGUUCUUGUGGCCAAACGCUAGAGUGUCAAUGGUGGCUCCCGGUCACUCCGGCUCUCUGCUCCCCCCUGACUCUGAGCAGCCAGACGAGGAGCAGAGGAAACAGGAGGACAAGUUAAACAAGAGAUUAGAAGAGGAGAGCUCAGCGUUCUUCUCCUCUGGCAGACUCUGGGACGAUGGAGUCAUUCUGCCUCAGGACACCAGGAAGGUUCUCAGUGACUGUCUGGACAUCAUCAAACAGCAGCAGUAUCAGCUCUCCACAGAGAAACUACAGUCAGCCCUCCUGCGUAUUUAGACCCUCCUCACUACCUCUAGACUAUCAGUCUGAUAAUGACAAAUCAAACUGCUGGUUGCUUGAGCUCGUGACUCUGCCAGUAUGUGCCAGGAGGAUUCACGCUCAACUCUGACCUGUAGUGUCGGAUGUUUGAAGGUAAUAUUAGUUACACUUUGAAUACCAAGGUGUUGGUUUGCACACUACACAGAAAUAUGUACAGGUGAAACAGCCAUGAUUGUAUCCUCAGUCUUUACUCGCGUAUUUGGUAUUGGAAAACCAGGAUACUUAUGAAUGUGAAUAAAACGUCCAGUUUGUUACACAUAAUAGGGAGUCAGAUGAUUAAAACAGUGGAGACUUAAUAAAGAUAGAUUUGAAUAUUUGGGACCCCUGUUGGAUUCCAUUACACGGUUAAAUCCUGUAUAUGAGCAGUCUGUCGAUGUCUGGGUGCUAACUAAAUACAGCCACUCAAAGGUCUGUUUAAGCCUUAACUCAGAUAAAAAGAGAUCUUUGUGACUAAAUCUCAAGUAGCCUUAACCUAAGCACUGUUUUUACCUGUGACCAUGUGUUCCACAGUCAAAAUGCUAAAUUGAAGGAAAUCAUGAUCUGUGAUUUUAAAUGUAAUUUAACUGCUGUUGUGUAUUUUUACUUAUUUGUAUAAAAGACUGUUAAAAAUACUGUAAAUACAUUUCAAAAUUACCGUACCAUGUUUGUUGCUGUAAUCACGUUAUAGGGAUGAUUUGCCAAAUGUUGAGGUGCAAUUUAAUUCUGAAUUAAAACCUUUUUAAAGAGGUGGGUUUUGUUGCUUUGUUGUUGUUUUUUCGUAAUGUAUUAAAUUAAAAUCAGACAAUA
Notolabrus celidotus (New Zealand spotty) is the source of this 2841-nucleotide messenger RNA. Its product is annotated as methylcrotonoyl-coenzyme A carboxylase 2. The record is from RefSeq and is a predicted model, not a curated record. Gene Ontology annotation, molecular function: methylcrotonoyl-CoA carboxylase activity. Bases 178 to 2013 code for a protein of 611 amino acids. NCBI's taxonomy places the organism in Eukaryota, Metazoa, Chordata, Actinopteri, Labriformes, Labridae. Gene Ontology annotation, cellular component: mitochondrion; methylcrotonoyl-CoA carboxylase complex. The transcript has 13 exons. Gene Ontology annotation, biological process: L-leucine catabolic process.